GCAUGGGGGAGGGGAGCACAAACUCCACUGUUUGGGUGGAGAAAGCAAAGGCCUCGCUGCGUUACACCUCCAGGCUUUCCUUGCUUCAGUUUCUGCCGCGGUCUUUGCAGAGUUGGGAGUCGUGACUCGGCACAGUUUUCUAGGAUGUGGUGCCACAGGUUGUCCCAUCUGCAAAGCCAGAUCCGGCACUUGCUGAAGGGAGGAGUCACACAUGAAACCUUUCAACAGCCCAACUUCAAAAGCUUAUUUUCACUACCCAUCCAUUGGCAUCAUACAUCCUCCAAAUCCCUGAAUUGUGCUUGGCAGCAACAUGAAGAUCACUUUGAACUGCAAUAUGCUAACACUGUGAUGCGCUUUGACUAUGUCUGGCUUCGAGACCACUGCCGUUCAGCAUCUUGCUACAACUCUAAAACUCACCAGCGCAGCCUGGAUACUGCCAGUGUGGACUUAUGGAUCAAGCCAAAGGCCAUUCGUCUGGAUGAGACUACACUUUUUUUCACUUGGCCAGAUGGUCAUGUGACUAAAUAUGAUUUGGAUUGGCUGGUGAAAAACAGCUAUGAAGGGCAGAAACAAAAGGUUAUCCAGCCUAGAAUAUUAUGGAAUGCUGAAGUCUACCAGCAAGCCCAAGUUCCAUCUGUAGAUUUCCAGAGCUUCUUAGAAACCAAAGAGGGACUGAAGAUGUUUCUACAAAACUUUCUGCUUUAUGGAAUUGCAUUUGUAGAAAAUGUCCCUGCCACUCAAGAGCACACAGAGAAGUUGGCAGAAAGGAUCAGCUUGAUCAGAGAAACCAUCUAUGGGAAGAUGUGGUAUUUCACUUCAGAUUUCUCCAGGGGUGACACAGCAUAUACCAAACUAGCUCUGGAUCGGCACACUGAUACUACCUAUUUUCAAGAACCCUGUGGCAUUCAAGUGUUUCACUGUCUUAAGCAUGAAGGAACAGGUGGCAGGACACUGUUAGUAGAUGGAUUCUAUGCAGCAGAACAGGUACUUCAAAAGGCACCUGAGGAAUUUGAGCUCCUCAGCAAAGUGCCAUUGAAGCAUGAAUAUAUUGAAAAUGUUGGAGAAUGUCACAACCACAUGAUUGGGGUUGGGCCAGUCUUAAAUAUCUACCCAUGGAAUAAGGAGCUGUAUUUGAUCAGGUGAGUAACAAAGGACUAUCCUCCACUAUAAUGUAUUUACCAAACAUCAAACUUCUAAUGUGAUGAUAAUUCCCUGGCACAUUUUAGUAUUACUAUUCUAUAGUUUUUUUAUUAUAGAAUACUUUAUAGUCUUACACUGCCUAUGAAUAAUAAAUAUGUCAGCAGAUAAAGAAUGUUUCAUUUGGAGAAAGGCAGGUAUUAAAAGUAGUAUUU
Octodon degus (degu) is the source of this 1352-nucleotide messenger RNA. It is a transcript of the gene Tmlhe, whose product is annotated as trimethyllysine hydroxylase, epsilon. The record is from RefSeq and is a predicted model, not a curated record. Gene Ontology annotation, cellular component: mitochondrion. The transcript has 6 exons. Gene Ontology annotation, molecular function: iron ion binding; trimethyllysine dioxygenase activity. Lineage: Eukaryota; Metazoa; Chordata; Mammalia; Rodentia; Octodontidae. Gene Ontology annotation, biological process: carnitine biosynthetic process. The coding region runs from base 145 to 1143 and encodes 332 amino acids.